AUGUCCACCGGAGAUGAUAAGCAACUUCCUCUGGAUAGACGGAGUCUCCGUUUCAUCAAUUGCGGAGUUUCCGGCAUGGUCUAUGCCGUGGAUGAAUUUUCAGUCGUCAAGUGGCCAGGAGGAGGAGAAAACAAUUCUCGAGAACUUGAGAUCGAACGCAGGAUUUUCGAGCGACUAGGUGAACAUCCUCGCAUUGUGAAAGUGCUCCGAGUCGAAAGGGAUAUGCUCGUUCUUGAACGUCUUCAAUACCCACUCCGCCUCCAAAUGCAUGAGUUGCGAGGUUCCGGGGCGAAGCCCGCAGUGAAAGACAUUCUGAAGUGGUCGGCCCAAGCGGCGGAGGGCAUGCAGUACUUUCACUCCAAAUCUGUCUACCAAGUCGAUAUUGGCCUGCACAACCUCCUCCUCGACUGGGAUGACAAUGUCAAAUAUUGUGAUUUCGCUGGAAGUUCACUCGAUGGCCAGAAAGCCCUUGUCCUAGGCAGUGAACGUACCGAACACCCUUCGUGGUCCGGUAUACCUUGGGUGCAGUCCGAGAUCUUCUCACUUGGCUGUAUGAUAUACGAAAUUUCUACAACUCAAAGAGUGUACGAAGGGAAGGACGAAUUGGAGAUGCAAAGUCUGUAUGCCAAAGGGGUUUUUCCACAGACCGAAGAUCUGUUGCUCGGGCCCGUCAUGCGCAAGUGCUGGACAGGAGGAUAUGAGGAUGUUGGGUUGGCUGCCGCGGAAAUCAGAGCAAUUCAGCGCCGAACUUUACUUGGCGACCCAAACUUCACACUAUUUGAGGUCAUGCAGCACAAAAAGGCUCAACAGUCUGGUGGAGGUAAGUUAUCGUUGUUCUCCAAAUCCUCUGCUGUCGGUCCUCUGUUGACUUAA
This is a messenger RNA of Fonsecaea erecta, 873 nucleotides long. RefSeq lists its product as hypothetical. Gene Ontology annotation, biological process: signal transduction; protein phosphorylation. NCBI's taxonomy places the organism in Eukaryota, Fungi, Ascomycota, Eurotiomycetes, Chaetothyriales, Herpotrichiellaceae. Bases 1 to 873 code for a protein of 290 amino acids. Gene Ontology annotation, cellular component: cytoplasm. Gene Ontology annotation, molecular function: ATP binding; protein kinase activity. The record is from RefSeq and is a predicted model, not a curated record. The transcript has a single exon.